CUUAAAAACGCCACAGUCAGUGUUUUUCAUUCAAUGAUAAGACUUCUUAAUUUUCCAACUCAGACACAUUUGAGUCUGAUAAUUGCUUUGUUCGAGAUGGUUUGCGGAGGAUUUGUUUGCACGAAGAAUUCCCUAUGCGCUCUGAACAUACUUUAUGUUAUGGUGAGCUUGCUGCUGAUUGGAGUAGCUGCUUGGGGGAAAUGGUUUGGCCUGGUCUCCAGUAUUCGGGUGGUGGCUGGAGUCAUUGGCGUGGGCAUCUUCCUGUUAUUUGUGGCCUUCGUGGGCCUCUGUGGAGCCCUGAUGCACCACCAGGUCCUGCUGUUCUUUUACAUGAUUAUUCUGUUCCUGGUGUUCGUGGUGCAGCUGUCAGUGUCCGCCGCAUGUCUGGCUAUCAGUAAAGAGCAGCAGAAAGAACUCCUUGAGGUGGGCUGGAACAAGUCGGAGGCCACUCAGAAGGAUGUGGAGAGAACUCUAAACUGCUGUGGCUUCUUCCAUCCAAACUAUAAUGGCACCUGUGACGCGGACUGUUUCUCCAACCCAUUAUCCUGUGACCCUUGUGCUCCAAUCAUCCAAAGUCAUGCUGAGGAGGUUUUACGCUUUGUGGGUGGGAUUGGAUGCUUCUUCAGCUUCACAGAGAUCAUGGGAGUGUGGCUAACACACAGAUACAGAAAUCAGAAGGAUUCCCAUCCAAACUCUGGUGCAUUUCUAUAAAUAGCCUGUUCAUGAACUCAACUUUGCACUGUCAUGCAUUUGUAUUUAGAUCCUGUGACUCAUCUACGACUGUUUCCUAUUCAGAUAUCGCCAUUGCUGUGAUAAUAGAACUACGUUGAUAUAUCUAAUACUAUUGACUGUUUUUUUGACAAAGUUGGUGUAAACAAACUAUUCCAAUCCAUUUGAAUCUUGAGUGAUGGACACUGAAAUUGAGAGCAGUUACUUUAAGGUUAAAUUGACUGAGGUCACUGAUUGGUGUAGUGAUCAAAUGUCAUAAACCUACUGUGCACACCUUAUACAAACAGAGCACAGGCAGAGCGUAAUGUUUCCUGGUAAGCUGUCUGUGGAUUCCCAGUUUCAAACCCGGCUUUCUUUGGGUACCUACACAGUGCUGUCUUUGUUGCGUGUAUGGGGGGGUGGUAUUAGAUGUCAUACGGAUGCCAACAGAUUCAGCUUCUUUUUCAGAUUCAACUCUACUAAAGUUUAGAUGGAGUUGAUCACUUCACAGGGCAUGUACCAGUACAAACAUUAAGCUUUUUUUUGUCUGUGUUUCUAAAUGGUUAGGCCAUAUCAUCCUAUUAAUUUGAGAUCUGGAUGCGUCAAGCGUUACACAAACUGAUUUUGUAUCAGUUCAUAUUUACAACCCAUUUCUAAACAUCUAC
Molecule: messenger RNA, 1373 nt
Organism: Oncorhynchus gorbuscha (pink salmon)
Lineage: Eukaryota; Metazoa; Chordata; Actinopteri; Salmoniformes; Salmonidae
Product: tetraspanin-13-like
Exons: 6
Coding region: 34-711 (225 amino acids)
Cellular component (GO): membrane
Source: RefSeq, a predicted model, not a curated record